Messenger RNA from Aspergillus eucalypticola CBS 122712, 1678 nucleotides. RefSeq names its product DUF3500 domain-containing protein. The transcript has 2 exons. The record is from RefSeq and is a predicted model, not a curated record. Lineage: Eukaryota; Fungi; Ascomycota; Eurotiomycetes; Eurotiales; Aspergillaceae. The coding region runs from base 250 to 1557 and encodes 435 amino acids.
CACCCACGGUGGGGAUUCGUGUGGAGAGAGCGUGGGGAGUGACGCCACGGGGAAAAAGACUCCCAAGAAGUACGGAAAGCAUAUGCCGAUCGCAGUCUCACUACACGUUCAGCUAUAAUAACUACGCGUCGCUGCCUGCUUCCUAUUACCCCUCCCCCUCAUUGUCUCUCUUUUUCUCAAUCUCCCCGUUCUUUCCUCUCCCUGCAACACUGGCUCAUCCGCCUUCUGCCUUGUUGCAAUCCGCCCAUCAUGUCCCACUCCGCCGCUGAAUUGCAAAAGCCUACGGGCGAGUACCGUCAAUACUUGCCCGACCUGAGUCUGAAGCGCUUCCAGGUGAUGCGCACUCAGGAUGCCCAUGAAUAUGCCCAUGAUUUCAAGACGCUGAAGAACCCCCCGUGGCUGCAUGCGCUGUAUAUGCACUGGGUUGAUCUGCUGCAGGAACCCUUCAAGGGUGUAACCACCGAUGGAAAUGUUCGCCCUGGCUUGUUCACGCUCCAGGAUGAAGAUGUGCCCGUUGGCGACAUUGUUGAGUCCGUUCAGAACGUCCUGUCUCUUGCCGACGACAAGCAGCGCCAGGCGCUGUCCUAUCACAUUGACUCUCCCGAAUGGAGGACCUGGUCAAACCCCGAAUUCCUUUUGGCCCACAAGGGUCUGCGCCUCGACGAGAUUGACAACAAGCUGCGCGAUGCCAUCAUGAACGUCCUGAAGACCACCCUGUCGCCCGAGGGCUACGACAAGGCCGUCAAGGCCAUGCGCAUCAACCACUUCCUCGGCGAGCUGGUGGAAUCUCCCAAGGUGAUGAACGAGUUCUCCUACAACUUUGUCCUUUUCGGUCGUCCCUCGACCACUCGGCCAUGGGGCUGGUCCUUCUAUGGCCACCACCUUUGCCUCAACAUCUUCCUGUACAAGAACCAGAUCGUCGCCUCCCCGUGGUUCACCGGCGCCGAGCCCAACGAGAUCGACGAUGGCCCGUACUCGGGUACUCGCAUCAUGCAGAUCGAAGAAGAGCUCGGCCUCCGACUGAUGCAAUCCCUCACCCCUGACCUUCAGCAGAAGGCCCGCGUAUUCGAACAGAUGCACGACCCCGCCAUGCCCCCCGGCCGCUGGAACCGCGAUGACCAGCGCCACCUGUGCGGAGCUUACCGGGAUAACCGUGUUGUCCCUAACGAGGGUAUCACCGUCGAGGGAUUCACCGAGGAACAGAAGAAAUUCAUGUACGGUAUUUUCGAACAAUACCUGCUAUACCUCCCCGCCCGGGCCCGUCAGAUGAAGCUGGACCAGAUCCGCCAAUAUGAGUCGGAGACGUACUUCUGCUGGAUCGGUGGAUACGGCGACAGCGACCCCUUCUACUACCGCCUGCAGAGCCCCGUGGUCCUGGUCGAGUUCGACCACCACUCCGGUGUCUUCCUCAACAACGAGGAGCCCAAGAAGUUCCACAUUCACACCUUGUUGCGUACGCCGAAUGCCGGAGAUUACGGACAGGCUUUACGGGCUCAGAUUCCCGCUGUGGAGGGACUUAAUGGGAAGGAGAUUGUGUGGGAGAAAUCCGCUUUGUAAAGGCAGGAGACGUGUCAAUAUAUGAUGAUGUUAUGUGAAUAGAGUGUUAUAUAGCGUACAUACAUAUGGAAUCCAUGAUAUCCUCCAGGAUGGCUAUGAGGCUGUCACCAUCCUGACAAAC